AUGCCGUUCUCGACAAGAAAUGCCUUCUAUCUGAGGAUCAGCUCGUGGACGGUCCUCCCACUGUACCUUUAUCUUGACGAACGACAUGUCGACUGGAUGACCGACCAGACGCUACAAGCGGUCCUGGCCGACUUGAGACCAAAACUUGCGAGCAAGUUCCACUCCGAAGAUCCGGCGAAAAAAUCUACCGUCGAUGUGCAUCGAGGUCUUGACUAUCAAUUCGCCUUCUUCUUCCGCAAGACUGACUCACGACAUGUGGUACUUCUCAAAAAACGUGAAUAUCACAUGCAGAAGCUCAACCGUUCCAGUAAAGCUGGGCGGGAGAUCAAGUCUGCGACCCUGGUCCCCAAGUUUCAAAACAAGCGGAAAGUAAAACGAGAGGGUUCGACCGUCCCUCCCGGCCAACGGACCAGAAGGGGAUCGUUACGGCCAGCAGGUCCAUCCAGGUUGAGUUCGGUCGUUACCGAUGCUGGGGAAGGUAGUGAGGAUCCAGCUCGAUCUGGUGAGAUUCCAGGGCCAGGUACUCCGAGGAGAUCCGCGAGGGAGAGGAGUCGAGUGACGUAUACAGAGACGGAGGAGAGCGGAGGGCUGGACGCACAGCUGGAUGAACGGGAAGACUUGCGCAACAAGACACCUUUAUUCGCCCGCGAGGAGGGGGACUAUGAAAUCGAGGAGGUCCGGGUAAAGGAGGAGCCGAUGGAAGACGAAGAGAUGCCAUUACAGGCAAUCACCGCCGAGCCGAUUGAUGGCGCACUCCAUCUGCCAGUACGAGAUGAGAGCGAGUUACAGGCCAUGAGAGAAGGCGCCGCUGUGGCUGGUCAUCGGACGGACUUGGGUACUGGGCUUGAAGACCCGGAGGAUGGCUUUGUCGAUCAUGCAGAUGGGAGACGCCGGGCUGGGUCCCCUGAUCCUAGGGAAGACACAGGGCUUGAUGGCAUGGGCGAUGUCGAAGAGGAGGAUGGGAAGGAGUUUAAACCCGUCACCCGGCUAAGCUAUGCAGGCUUUUCGAUCUCUACGCGCCACCUCGUCUUGAUCAUCGAACCAUGGCCGCCGAUGGCAGACCUGCCCAAGGCUUCCUCUCGAAGCCGCUCGCUCUACUCCCGAUCGAUGACGCGGGACGUGUCCGGAAGAGAGUCUACCCUGAAUCUUGGCCUGGACAAUCGCAGCCAGACCCCUCUGAUCCCAAAUUCGCGAAGAGGCGGGACGAGCGUUACUGACCGACCUACCGCUACACCAGGUCUAAGGGGACAUGGAGGGAGUAGAUGGUCCGCCACCCCCGCGGCUUCUUUCGGUAGAGGCACACCAGGACCUUCGAGCCGUAACGCCUCCGCUCUACCUUCACGUCUACAAAGCCAGACACCGGGAGCGGGAAGGGCAUCGACCCCGUUGUUCAGGGAAGCUACUCCUUUUGGCGACGAUGAUGACGAAGAAGAAGAGGACGACGAGUGGAAGGAAAAGGCUCAGAAUGCCAGUUGGGCUCCAUCACGAGGUGGAAGUGAAGCGCCCGAAGGAUUCGGUUUCAGAAGUGGUCUAGCUGAAGAUCUCGGGAACGCUGGGGACGACGAUGGUGACGCAGACGAGGACAUACAGGAGGCCAGGGGAAUGCUGGCGAUGAGUCAGAGGAUACAGCAGGGCACUAGCUCGAGGCGAAGCGGGAACUAUUCCGCAGCUGGUGAGGUGGAUGGGGGUGAUGGGGAUGUAGGGGACGCAGCAGAUGAUGGUGUUGGCGAUGAUGGAGGCGGAGCGGAUUAG
This is a messenger RNA of Filobasidium floriforme, 1752 nucleotides long. RefSeq lists its product as uncharacterized. The record is from RefSeq and is a predicted model, not a curated record. NCBI's taxonomy places the organism in Eukaryota, Fungi, Basidiomycota, Tremellomycetes, Filobasidiales, Filobasidiaceae. The transcript is spliced from 7 exons. The coding region runs from base 1 to 1752 and encodes 583 amino acids.